CUGACCCAGAGGGCUAGUUCUAGACUCGAGGUUGGUUGGUCGGGGAAUUGUCCUCCUUCCGCCUCGUUCCCAGCCACAAAGGAGGCGAGCUACUUUGUUCCCCUGCCCCCCCCCUCCCCACCAUCCCCUUUCCAGGUUUGCAGGCGCGCGGCGGCCGCUUUGGCGCGAGCCGCUGGCAGGAUUACUUGAAAAGCUCCGCUGCAGAAUUGCUCUCCCGCCCUGCCUGGCUGGCUGGCUGGCUGGCAUUUGGGUGAGGGUUGUUUUUCCUGGAGGUGAUUGAUUUAUUACAGCAUUUUUUCCUCCCCCUGCCGUUCUGCGAGGAGCAGCGGCGGGGUCUGGUCUACCUGGUGUUAACAGAGGAGGAAGAGGAGAGCUCGGUACAGAGGAACGCCACCAGUUCAUACCGGGUCACUUUCCCGGCUCUCAGUCCGUACAAGGAAAUGACAAAAGCGUGCCAAGAUUCUUGAUUAGAGAAGUGGAAUUUGAGAAAAAGGACCUAACUAGGCUCAUGUUUUCGCCUGAUCAAGAAAAUCAUCCAUCAAAAGCACCAGUGAAGUAUGGUGAACUGAUUGUGUUGGGAUAUAAUGGCUCCCUGCCAAAUGGAGAUAGAGGAAGAAGAAAAAGCAGGUUUGCUUUAUUUAAAAGACCUAAAGCAAAUGGGGUGAAACCUAGUACAGUGCAUAUUGCCUGUACACCUCAGGCAGCCAAGGCAAUAAGCAACAAGGACCAGCACAGUAUUUCUUAUACCUUGUCUCGAGUGCAAACAGUGGUGGUUGAGUAUACCCAUGACAGCAACACUGAUAUGUUUCAGAUUGGGAGAUCAACAGAAAGUCCUAUAGAUUUUGUAGUGACAGAUACUGUUCCUGGAAGCCAGAGCAAUUCAGAGACUCAGUCUGUCCAAAGCACCAUCUCAAGGUUUGCCUGCAGGAUAAUAUGUGAACGAAAUCCACCUUUCACCGCAAGAAUAUAUGCUGCCGGCUUUGACUCCUCCAAAAAUAUCUUCUUAGGGGAAAAAGCUGCCAAGUGGAAAACACCUGAUGGGCAAAUGGAUGGAUUAACCACAAAUGGAGUCCUUGUUAUGCAUCCACGGAAUGGGUUCACUGAAGACUCAAAGCCAGGGGUGUGGAAAGAGAUAUCUGUAUGUGGGAAUGUGUUCAGUCUUCGUGAAACAAGAUCUGCUCAGCAGAGGGGCAAAAUGGUUGAAAAUGAAACCAAUCAACUCCAGGAUGGGUCACUGAUUGAUCUUUGUGGAGCCACACUUUUGUGGCGUACAGCAGAAGGACUUUCACGUACUCCAACAGUGAAGCACCUGGAAGCUCUCAGGCAGGAAAUCAAUGCAGCCCGGCCUCAGUGCCCUGUGGGCUUUAACACAUUAGCCUUUCCCAGCAUGAAGAGGAAAGAUGUUGUCGAUGAAAAACAACCCUGGGUUUAUCUGAACUGUGGCCAUGUGCAUGGAUACCAUAACUGGGGGAAUAAAGAAGAGAGAGAUGGCAAGGAUCGGGAAUGUCCAAUGUGCCGGUCUGUUGGUCCAUAUGUGCCUCUGUGGCUUGGAUGUGAAGCUGGAUUUUAUGUGGAUGCAGGGCCUCCAACUCAUGCAUUCAGCCCAUGUGGACACGUGUGCUCAGAAAAGACAACAGCCUACUGGUCUCAAAUCCCUCUUCCUCAUGGUACCCACACUUUUCAUGCAGCAUGUCCAUUCUGUGCACAUCAGCUUUCUGGUGAACAAGGCUACAUAAGACUUAUUUUCCAAGGACCCCUUGAUUAAUGUACACGUGUUAUUCAAGGACUGCAUCUAAAUACAUAAGCUAAGGAAUUCUGAUUUCAAAGGAACUGUUGUCUUAAAAUCAACUAUAUUUCUUCUCUGGGCUUUGACAGUUUACUUUGAGAUGAAGAAUACUUUCAUUAAUAUUAUUAUCAUUAUUUCAGUGGUUACGUUCCUCUGUAGAUAAUGAAAGAAGUUGCUAUGUAGAAAAGACUGGUGAUGGGUAAGUAGGAUAGAUGGAAGGUAGUUCCAGGCUCAUCUUUUUUUUUUUUUUGAGAUGGAAUUGAUAAACAAUUUUGCCUUCAUUGUAAUGUUUUGAAUAACAUGCCUUUAAUAUCUAAAAGAUAUCUCUUUUUUUGUAAGUACAUAUCUGAGGGUAAAAGU
Molecule: messenger RNA, 2146 nt
Organism: Thamnophis elegans (Western terrestrial garter snake)
Lineage: Eukaryota; Metazoa; Chordata; Lepidosauria; Squamata; Natricidae
Gene: PELI1
Product: pellino E3 ubiquitin protein ligase 1
Exons: 7
Coding region: 509-1765 (418 amino acids)
Biological process (GO): protein K48-linked ubiquitination; regulation of Toll signaling pathway
Molecular function (GO): protein binding; ubiquitin protein ligase activity
Source: RefSeq, a predicted model, not a curated record